CGUAAUAUCGCUCAAAUGUGACCGACGGGACCGAGUACGCACACGACUCAAAGCGUGUCGUUAAUGCUGGACUCUGGGGACUCAUGAAUGAAUGCGGGAAAGAUAAGAUGGCGAAGGUCGGGGAAAGAUUCGAAUCCGAGAACGAAAGCGAACGGCACCCACAGAGGAGUAGAGAUUAUCGAACGGACUUAGAGGUGGACCGGCGUGGACCGUCCGGUCAACAGUCAAUACGUCCGCGUUUGCACCCUGAACUAUCUUCUUUGACCACAGCGGCAGUCGUGGAGACUAACGCCGCGUGGCUCGUGGGGUGCGGUUUGGUGUGAGCGAGCCAGGGGCCGACUCUCUUGUGGACCUUUUUCUUCUCCGUCACACAUUAAAUCCUUCUCUGCGACGGAGGCGGGGGGUGGUGCGCAAUUUGGCUCCGAUUCACCCCCAGAAUUCCCUCUAAUAGAGGCCUUCAUUGCAACAGACGACCGAUGUGAGAACGAAGGAGGAAGAGAGAAAGAUUCACAUGUUCUUUGAAGGCACUUUCUGUCAUGUCAGAGUCGCAGACGGGGGAAUGAGAUUAUGAGUCAUAAAUUUGCACUGAAAUUCCCCAGUAGUACAGAGUACUGUCCACUUCUUCUCUACUAGUAUGCCUGUGCAGGGUAUAUAUGAUUCGUCAUUGUGUCUAAUACUGUACUGCAAUUGAUGAAUGGAUUACUGACGGAUUAUGUGAAGUCGGAUCCUUUCCCAAACUUGAUCGAAGUCGGGGUUGUGUGACAAAGCCAAGGGCCCAGGGUCGAAGUAGAAAAAUCAUGGUUUCUCCAUCAGCCCCUGUCACGUAAAAAUUUGGAAUCUAGGGUUCUUUCUUCAGCGAAGACAUAUACUCGGGAGGAUAAUCACCACACUAAGAGACGGACUACGGCACAGUACAUGUAGAGUUCUGUAUCAUCUACGAUGGCCAGCCACGAGAGCGAAAGGGCUGGAGAACCAAGUGCAUACUAUAUUCGUACAUUGUGAAAUAAUAAUGAUGAUGUGUAAAUGUAUCUUUCUUGAAUAAAUGGGAG
Marchantia polymorpha subsp. ruderalis is the source of this 1049-nucleotide messenger RNA. The record is from the annotation of a GenBank genome assembly. Lineage: Eukaryota; Viridiplantae; Streptophyta; Marchantiopsida; Marchantiales; Marchantiaceae.